GGCUAUAUGCAACCUCUAUAUAUUAAAAUAUAUAGAGAGACAUAUUAUUUGCUCCCCAACUAAACACCCUCCAGCAUCAACUAUGAAAUAGUUGUCAAAUGUCAAAUUAACUAUAACCAAUACCACAAAUUAAUAUAAUCUAGAAUACUACCGCUAAAAAUGGCAACCGCAACGACAGCAGUAACCGCCUCAGCCCCCCAUCUCUCCGCCAACGACUCCGCCGUCCUCCAAGCCCUCUUCGACGCCGAAUCUUCCCUUUCAAACGCUUCCACCGGAAUCCACCUCGACUCUUCCCUUCCUCAGCAGCUCCCCGGCAUAUCCCCCGCCGAACUCUCAAAACUACAAGCGCUGGAACGCGCCGCGAUACUCCCCUUGCAGGCAGAGACAACAGGCAGAGACACAAUCAGAGAUGCCAACAAGAUAAGAGCGGCCGUGGCGAAGCUGACAGCCAUCAUUGAGGAGAACAAGGGGUAUGCGUCUGCGUAUGUGAAUCGGGCACAGGCGGCGAGGAUGCUGGUAGAGAGUGGGAUGGAUGGGAAAGAGAAGGAUGAGGAGGAGCAAAGGGAAUUGGCAAACAUGAUCUUCGCCGACCUCUCGACGGUCAUUUCACUACUUAGCCCAUCUCCUUCCUCUUCCUCGUCCUCUCCCUCCCUCUCUUCCGCAUCACAGCAUCCAUCCCCCCUCAGCCCCCUCCACGCCCGCAUCCUCGCAAACGCCCACACCCACCGCGCCUACAUCGUCUACCGCGCCGCGCGGGCCCUCGACUCCAAACCACCUCCUCCCUCUAUGAAUAAUAAUAAUAAUAAUAAUGAUAAUACUACCUCUGGCACUGCCACACUAACAACUCUACCCGUGCACCUCCGCGACAAAUCCGCCCAGCACCUGGAGGAGAUGGCCAGUAUGGAUUUCCAGUUGGGCGGGCGGUAUGGGAACGAGAUUGCGCGCCAGAUGGCGGUUAAGACGAACCCGUAUGCGAAGAUGUGUGGGGCGAUUGUUAAGGAGGCGAUGAGGAAGGAAAUGAUGGUUCACCGGGGGGAGGGGGAGGGGGAGGGGGAGGGGGAGGGUUUUGUGGUGUAGAUAUAUGUCGGGGGUAUGGUGGUGGUGGUGGUGCAUUUGUUUGUUUGGUUGAGUCGUUGCCUUUUUUAUGUAUUGUUUAUUCUGGGGGAGGUACACACAGUAUAUAUGUAACUUAAUAAUGUAUUAGAUUAGAUUGCAGUGAUUGAUUGGCAUUGGGUGUGGUGGUGGUAUCUGGCUAAGAUGCACAGUUCGGAAGAAGUUGAAUAUCAUAAAUCAAAUCGUCCACUUUAACUAUUCCUUGCUAUUGAAGUAAAAUACGUAACAACGUGAGUGAUAUAUCGAAAUUGUCGAAAAUAGCUACUAACCCACUCA
Messenger RNA from Blastomyces dermatitidis ER-3, 1389 nucleotides. RefSeq lists its product as uncharacterized. The coding region runs from base 160 to 1077 and encodes 305 amino acids. Gene Ontology annotation, biological process: cilium assembly. The transcript has a single exon. NCBI's taxonomy places the organism in Eukaryota, Fungi, Ascomycota, Eurotiomycetes, Onygenales, Ajellomycetaceae. The record is from RefSeq and is a predicted model, not a curated record.